AUGGCCUUGCAAGACAACACGGUAUCUCAGCAGCUUCUCGCCCCGUUCUGGCGCAAGAGAGGAAAGGCCGACGAUGAAAAGCACUUCGAGUGCGAGCAGAGCAAUAACAUCGUUUCACAGCAAGAAUUCCAUUGUCAUAGUCACUUCGAUAGCAGCUCUGAUAUGCGAAUUUUCCAUCACUUUCAAGCUGCGAACAGCAACCUUGCACCUAAUGAACCCCUUUUCGGGAGCGUCUUCCAAGAAGAUCGGGUCUUCACGCAGCAAUCUUCGGUCUCAAAACGUAAAGUGAAGUGUGACCGCGCAAAGCCUCGAUGCGAGAAAUGUCGGGAGGCAGAUCAGACGUGCACUAUGAAGGACGUACUGCGUAAAAGUGGGCCUCCUACAAAAGAAGAGAAGCAGAUGCUGGAUGAAGCUGCUAUCUGCUUCCUUAGUCGUAGAUCUGGGUCGUGA
This is a messenger RNA of Acaromyces ingoldii, 450 nucleotides long. RefSeq lists its product as hypothetical. Bases 1 to 450 code for a protein of 149 amino acids. Gene Ontology annotation, biological process: regulation of DNA-templated transcription. NCBI's taxonomy places the organism in Eukaryota, Fungi, Basidiomycota, Exobasidiomycetes, Exobasidiales, Cryptobasidiaceae. The transcript is spliced from 5 exons. The record is from RefSeq and is a predicted model, not a curated record. Gene Ontology annotation, molecular function: zinc ion binding; DNA-binding transcription factor activity, RNA polymerase II-specific.